CUCCGAACUGCACACACAGACAGACAGACACUGAGGUCAGAGCAGCUGGCCGACAUGGCGGUCAGAAAGGUUUGCAUCAUAGCUCUGUUGGCCGGGCUUUGCUUGGCUGACGGCGGCGGUUACAGCGGCGGAGGCGGAGGCUACAGCGGAGGAGGCGGCGGCGGCGGCGGUUAUAGCGGAGGCGGCGGAGGCGGCGGUUACAGCGGAGGCGGAGGUGGUGGUUACAGCGGAGGCGGAGGCGGUUACAGCGGUGGAGGCGGCGUUGGUUUCAGCGGAGGCGGCGUUGGUUUCAGCGGAGGCGGAGGCGGUUACAGCGGAGGCGGAGGCGGUGGUUACAGCGGUGGAGGCGGUGGUUACAGUGGCGGUGGUGGUUACAGCGGAGGCGGCGGUGGUUACAGCGGAGGCGGUGGUUACAGCGGAGGAAGUAUCGGUGGUUACAGUGGAGGCGGCGGCGACGGCUACAGUGACUACGGUCCUCCCAAAGGAUAUUCUUCUGGAGUGUCAAUAAGUUACAGCAGUGGAAGCGGUGGUUACAGUGGAGGCGGCGGCGGUGGUUACAGCGGAGCAGGAGGAGGCGGUUACAGUGGAGGAGGCGGUGGCUACAGCGGAGGCGGUGGUGGUUACAGCGGAGGUGGAGGUGGUUACAGCGGAGGAAACAUCGGUGGUUACAGCGGCGGAGGCGGUGGCGGUUACAGCGGGGGAGGCGGUUACAGCGGCGGUGGUGGCUACAGCGGAGGAAGCAUCGGUGGUUACAGCGGAGGCGGCGGAGGCGGCGGUUACAGCGGCGGAGGCGGCGGCUACAGCGGAGGAAGCAUCGGUGGUUACAGCGGAGGAGGAGGUUACAGCGGAGGUAGCAUUGGUGGUUACAGCGGUGGCGGUGGCGGUGGUUACAGCGGAGGAAGCAUUGGUAGUUACAGCGGAGGAGGCGGUGGCAGUGGCUACAGCACCAGCUACAGCAUCGUUCCCAUCUCAACUGGCGGAGCGGGAAAAUACCCGGCAGCUCUGCCCUCUUCCCAUUACGGGGGCUAAAUGUAUCCAGUAUUUGCGUUCAAUUAUGAACAUUGAGCAGCUGUGUUAUGCUAUGGCCUAUGUUAUUGUGAUACAAAUACCGGUAACUUGAGAUGCUUCAUGGUGGGUAACGAUUGAAUGCAUGGUGCGAUAGCCACUCCAUGCUUAGAGGGGUAUGUUAUUACUGACUGGCUUGCAAUUAAAGAAUCCGGAUGCUGGUUUCUAUCGUAAUACACAUUUGAAGUACAAAGA
Messenger RNA from Amphibalanus amphitrite, 1260 nucleotides. RefSeq names its product loricrin-like. The transcript is spliced from 2 exons. Lineage: Eukaryota; Metazoa; Arthropoda; Thecostraca; Balanomorpha; Balanidae. The record is from RefSeq and is a predicted model, not a curated record. The coding region runs from base 55 to 1029 and encodes 324 amino acids.